Gekko japonicus is the source of this 5500-nucleotide messenger RNA. RefSeq names its product cullin 4B (gene CUL4B). Gene Ontology annotation, molecular function: ubiquitin protein ligase binding. The transcript has 21 exons. Bases 290 to 3016 code for a protein of 908 amino acids. The record is from RefSeq and is a predicted model, not a curated record. NCBI's taxonomy places the organism in Eukaryota, Metazoa, Chordata, Lepidosauria, Squamata, Gekkonidae. Gene Ontology annotation, cellular component: Cul4B-RING E3 ubiquitin ligase complex. Gene Ontology annotation, biological process: DNA damage response; ubiquitin-dependent protein catabolic process; protein ubiquitination.
CAAGGGAGGGAAGCUGCAUUCGAGAGAUCCCAACCGCUCCUUUCUUCCAAGCUUUUACUCCCCCCACCCUGGGAAGCCCGCACGGCUCCAUCCGAUGGGGCUCAAACCCCGCCGGGCCACGGGAAAAAGAAAGGCCACCCGAAAAUCCGCUACAGGGGGCGGGGGGCAACAAGGCUGCUCAGCGCACCCGCCCAUCCUUUCUCGGAGAAAAGUGCGGUGGCCCCGCCUCUUUCCAUAAGGAAGCUUCAAGCGCUGGAGCGCGAGGAUUUUCCAACGGACCAGCCAUCCCAUGGCUGGGCGCGCGAGAGGCCAGCAGCAGCCACCCGGCAACAUGAUCACUUCCGGUUUCUCUUCCCCCAACCCCUCAGCAGCAGCAGCUCAGGAGGUCAGACCUGCCACUGAUGGUAGCAGCAGUAGCUCCUCCUCCUCGUCCUCCUCUAAGAAGAGAAAAUUAAAUAGUAAUAGUAACAGUAGUGAGAGAGAAGAGGUUGACGCCAUCUCCUCCUGCUCUUCCCUUCUUUCCAAAGCCAACUCUUCCUCCUCCACAUCCUCCUCUGUCAACACCACUGCUUCUACUGCCUCCUGUUCCUCCUCGGGGGUUGCCUCUUCCAACCAUCACCUGCAGAAGAAGUUGCGCUUUGAGGACUCAUUGGAUUUUAUUGGACUUGAUGUGAAGAUGGCUGAAGAGUCUUCCUCUUCAUCCCCUGCUGCCUCUUCUCAGCAGCAGCACCAGCAGCAACUCAAAAAUAAAAGCCUUUUAAUUUCCUCAGUAGCUGUGGGACACCACGCAAAUGGCCUGACCAAAGCUGCCUCCUCCACUGUCUCCAGUUUUGCCAACAGUAAACCUGGUUCAGCCAAGAAGUUAGUGAUCAAGAACUUUAAAGACAAACCUAAACUGCCUGAAAAUUAUACAGAUGAAACCUGGCAAAAACUGAAGGAAGCUGUAGAAGCAAUUCAAAACAGUACUUCAAUUAAAUACAAUUUAGAAGAGCUCUAUCAGGCUGUUGAAAAUCUCUGCUCCUACAAGAUUUCUGCAAAUUUGUACAAACAAUUAAGACAGAUUUGUGAAGACCACAUCAAAGCACAGAUUCAUCAGUUCAGAGAGGAUUCGUUGGACAGUGUUCUUUUUCUCAAGAAAAUAGACAAAUGUUGGCAAGACCAUUGCAGACAGAUGAUAAUGAUUAGAAGUAUCUUUUUGUUCCUGGAUCGAACCUACGUACUUCAAAAUUCAAUGCUGCCAUCAAUUUGGGAUAUGGGGCUAGAGUUGUUCAGGACUCAUAUAAUUAGUGAUCAAAAAGUUCAAAACAAGACCAUUGAUGGCAUUCUUCUGUUGAUUGAGAGAGAGAGAAAUGGCGAGGCUAUUGACAGGAGUUUGCUCCGCAGCCUUCUAAGCAUGCUUUCAGAUUUGCAGAUCUAUCAGGAUUCUUUUGAACAUAGAUUUUUGGAAGAGACUAAUCGGCUGUAUGCAGCAGAAGGACAGAGGCUAAUGCAAGAAAGAGAGGUUCCAGAGUAUCUUCAUCACGUCAACAAACGUUUGGAGGAAGAGCAAGACAGGAUUAUCACAUACUUGGAUCAAAGCACCCAGAAACCACUAAUUGCUACUGUAGAAAAACAGCUACUAGGUGAACAUUUAACAGCCAUUCUACAGAAAGGUUUAAACCAUCUCCUGGAUGAAAACCGAAUUCAAGAUUUGUCUCUACUGUAUCAGCUGUUCAGUAGGGUGAAAGGUGGCGUGCAAGUUCUCUUGCAGCACUGGAUCGAAUAUAUAAAGGCAUUUGGUAGCACCAUUGUAAUUAAUCCAGAAAAAGACAAAACCAUGGUCCAAGAACUGCUAGACUUUAAGGAUAAAGUUGAUCAUAUCAUUGAUAUUUGUUUUCUGAAGAAUGAGAAGUUUGUCAAUGCCAUGAAAGAAGCCUUUGAAACUUUCAUCAACAAAAGACCAAAUAAACCUGCUGAGCUCAUAGCUAAGUAUGUCGAUUCAAAGCUUCGUGCAGGCAACAAAGAGGCUACUGAUGAAGAGCUAGAAAAGAUGCUGGAUAAAAUUAUGAUUAUAUUUAGGUUCAUAUACGGCAAGGAUGUUUUUGAGGCCUUUUACAAAAAAGAUCUAGCUAAGCGGCUAUUAGUGGGCAAAAGUGCAUCGGUAGAUGCUGAGAAAUCCAUGCUUUCCAAACUCAAACAUGAAUGUGGAGCUGCUUUCACUAGCAAACUUGAAGGAAUGUUUAAGGACAUGGAACUUUCUAAAGACAUCAUGAUACAAUUUAAACAGUAUAUGCAAAAUCAGAAUGUACCUGGUAACAUUGAACUCACGGUGAAUAUCUUGACUAUGGGCUAUUGGCCAACCUACGUGCCUAUGGAAGUCCACCUGCCAUCAGAGAUGGUAAAACUGCAGGAGAUAUUUAAGACGUUUUACCUCGGAAAACACAGUGGCAGGAAGCUUCAGUGGCAGUCUACAUUAGGGCACUGUGUACUCAAAGCAGAAUUUAAAGAGGGCAAAAAGGAGCUACAAGUCUCCCUGUUCCAGACUCUAGUGCUGCUCAUGUUUAAUGAAGGCGAAGAGUUCAGUUUAGAGGAGAUAAAACAGGCCACUGGAAUUGAAGAUGGAGAGCUACGGCGAACCCUCCAGUCAUUAGCCUGUGGCAAGGCAAGAGUACUGACCAAAAGCCCCAAAGGCAAGGAUGUGGAAGAUGGAGACAAAUUCACUUGCAAUGAUGACUUCAGGCAUAAGCUGUUCAGGAUAAAAAUCAAUCAAAUCCAGAUGAAAGAAACGGUGGAGGAACAAGCAAGCACUACAGAGAGAGUCUUUCAGGAUCGGCAAUACCAAAUUGAUGCCGCAAUUGUGAGAAUCAUGAAAAUGCGCAAGACACUUAGUCACAAUCUGCUUGUGUCUGAGGUGUACAACCAGCUGAAAUUCCCAGUAAAGCCCGCUGACCUUAAGAAGAGAAUAGAAUCGCUAAUUGACAGAGACUACAUGGAAAGAGACAAGGAGAAUCCCAACCAGUACAACUACAUUGCAUAAAACACACACAUUGGGCCUUUGUUUUCCUUUUCUGCACACUUGAUGUUCUACUUGGUUGCUGGUGGAUAAACGAGCCUGUUGGCCCCAUUAAAAUAACUUUUUCUACUACCAAUGACUGAGUGAAAGCAACGUAAUGGGUGGGAAAUAGUACAAUGGACUUUUUCAGUGGCUUAACAUGCCCAUUUAAAAGAGUAGUAUUUACAUUUUAAGAAGAAUGCUGUUGAACUCUUUGCAUGAUAUUUGGUAUGAUGUGCAGAAAACUGUAAGGAAGUACCUGGUCUUUGUGAUUCUAUUGGUCCCCAGAUCUAAAGAGGAAGUCUCUCUUUAGCGCAAGGCUAUCAGCCCUUUUUUCAUCUCAAAACAAUAAAAAGGUAAAAUUUAACAAAAAUGUAGUCUUUUUAAAAAAAAUGCUUAAACUGCAUGCAAAUCUCUUAAUUACUGUACAGCAUUAUUGGAUGUAUUUAUCAGAUAGCAAAACCUUAUAUGGAUUUGACUGUCCCUCAGAAUAACAAAAGUUUCUACCGUACUUUGAGUAUACCAAAACUUUUCUGCAACUGUUGGAAAGGGAAUUUGCACCGCUGCAAAUGGACGUCUGAGAUUUAAAUGGCUUAUCCCUGUUUGUUGUUGGCAUCCUUAAUAGCUUGGGUUUGUGCUGCAAAGACUGCUGUGGAAGACUAAGGGUUAGACUGGUGAUACACCUUCCAUUCCCAAAUAUUUGCAAAGAAAAAAGAAAGGAAAGGAAACAUUACUAUAAAAGCUGCCAUGGGGAAAUGUCUGUCUCCUUCCCCUUUAUUUUUUCCCAAGGAGGGAAAUCCUAACAGCACAAACCCAGAAGUGGACAAUGUCACAGUUGUUAAUUCAGGAUUCCCCACACAUACACAUACUGCAUUGCAAGAGAACAAACAUUAGGGAUCAACGCUUCCUCCUCCCCAUAGUCCAAAUCCUUUGUUUUUAACCCAUUAUCACAAUGUCCCCGAAUAUUGCACCCUUGCUUGGAAGUAGCACAGUUUUAAGGCCUGAUGGAUCUGCUAGGCCCCCUAGUCCUCCCUAAUUUAGGAGAGCAAAGGAUACAUGCUAAGAAUCUGGAGAUUUGGUCCACUUUUUGGGCAUACACAGUUCUAGGAGAGUUGUGAAAGGCAAAAAAAUUUUCAAAACUUCUGAUCUGGGAGCAGGGUGCCCCCUGUUUUUUUUAAUUCUUGAUUUAUAGAUUAAGAAGCAUUAGUUUAGCUGUUCAGAGCAUCUCAUCCAGCAGACUAGAGAAGACCCUGUGCUGUGUACUGUAUUGUAUUCAUUGUGUCUAGGGGAUCCUUUCUAAUAUGGCUUUAAAACCUGUGCUGUUCUAAAUGUUUCUCUUCAAACGUCAGGGUUCCUGUUGAACAAAAGCGAAGCAAUUUAUCACUGCAUGAAGCAAUACUGAUAACAGCUGUCGCCCAUCGGCACUGACCUUCCACAGGUCUUCUCAACCAGCCCCGGCAACAAAAAAUGUUCCGGUAGUUCACCUUCAGGUUUUAGUUUAUCUUUUAUCUCCCCCCCCCCCAACUGUGGAAACAUUUAGUCAUCUCCUUACUGGCAUGAUCAUCUUGUGCAGGGAAGUAAUAUUACUCGCAUGGAGGUUUAAGUACUAGAGGCUGCACCAUACAGGAUAGUGAGUAAUCUUACUAGGAGUGUAGAGUGUGGUUGAGCAUGCAGGGAACUAGUAACAAGGAAUUUGUCACGGGAAAGGCAUUUAAAAUCUUUGUGUACCAAUUUCAUACACUCUGUUAUCUCAUGGUUUGUGACAGUUCUAAAGUUGUCAUCCCCCCUUGAAUAACAUUUUCUUAAAGUUAUUGUGUAUGGUAAAGAAGCUUGGCAGAAAAAUAAGUCAAAUACGGGGGACAGAUGGAGAUUAAAGAAAUACCAUUUGGUGUGUGAGUGCAGUAAAACAAAUUACAUUAUUUGAACACAUUUGUUUAAAGCUAUUCUAAACUUUUUAAAAUAAACUUUCACCUCAAAACCGGCAGUUUUGGACUAGGAAGUAUUUUGAUCCUGCACCUGUAUCCAUGGGUAUCUCGGCAUUAAAUAUGCUGACAAUUUGGAUUGUUCUAUUUAAUUAUUGCAUUUCUGUGCAAUGUUUUCCAGAGGCAGUGCUUAAUAUUGUAACAAGAGCACUAGCAGAACUUCAGACUAGACCUGAAGCAAGCAUACAGCUCUGUCCUCAUUCCUUCUAAGCAAAUAUGACAAGAUCAUCUCCCCCCCCACACACACACUCCCUGGUUUGGUGAUAAGUCUGGCAAAAAAGAAAAACUUUCCAGCCAUACUGUUCAGCAACUUCUUUGCUGGGAUCAUGUGCCUGCUUUAUUGAGCCAUAAAUAUAUUUAUAGUAUAUACACUUUUUUUCUAGUGGGCUUAGACUGUGACCCACACAGCUUGUCUGGCCAUAAAUUUUUAAAUCUUUCAUCUAUUGCAUGCAGUUUAUAGCAGCCUAAUUUAUAAGAAAUUACAAUU